This is a messenger RNA of Galeopterus variegatus (Sunda flying lemur), 4220 nucleotides long. Its product is annotated as zinc finger protein 420-like. Gene Ontology annotation, biological process: negative regulation of transcription by RNA polymerase II. Gene Ontology annotation, molecular function: DNA-binding transcription repressor activity, RNA polymerase II-specific. NCBI's taxonomy places the organism in Eukaryota, Metazoa, Chordata, Mammalia, Dermoptera, Cynocephalidae. The record is from RefSeq and is a predicted model, not a curated record.
UGCAUUAGUAAACCUGAGGUGAUCCUCAAGUUGGAGAAAGGAGCAGAGUCAUGGAUGAUAGAAGAACAACCAAACCAGUGCCUCCCAGAUGUCCAGAUAAUCAAUGACCUAAUUGAGAGGAGCCAGGAAAGUCAUGGUAGAUACUUGUGGCGAGGUGUAAUCAUCAAUGGAAAUCAAUCAACUGAGGAGAGAGUGGAGUUAGGAAAAUCAGUGAAUGCACAUUCAAUGUAUAUUUUGAAUAUGGUUUUAAAUAAUGAAAACUAUUCAGGAGUGGGGCAUGAGGAGUUUGACAAAUGUCAGAAUGCAGUUCUUCCAGAGACCGGUGCCAUGUGUACUGGACAGAAACCUGAUAAGCAUAAUAUAUCUGAGGAAUCGCACAGUCAUCAUGAGCAUCUUAGUGAGCAUCCUAAGAUUCCAGCUGGGCAACUUUCUGAAUAUAGUGGAAAAGGACAAUCCUCCAACACAGUGCCAAUAAUAUUUGCAUAUAAGAAAACUCAUAUGGGUGAGACCACUUGUAAAUAUAGUGACUAUGGGAAAGCCUGUAAUAAGUCAUCUGUCAUUGCCCAAAAGAUAGCUCAGGUAGGGAUGAAAACUUUUCAAUGUAUCAUAUGUGGGAAAAUGUCCUAUAAAAAGGCUAGACUUACUCAACAUCAGAUUAUACGCACAGGAGAGAAACAUGAUAAAUGCAGUGAGUGUCAGAAAUCUUUAAUCAAGCAAUCAUACCUUAUUUCAUAUGAGGGAACAUCUACAGGGAAAGCUUUUAACCAAAAGUCAGCCCUCAACAGGCAUCAGGGAAUUCACAAAAGUAAAACAACAUAUGAACGUAAGGAAAAUUCAAAAGCUUUUAACCAAAUGUCAGCGUUCAGUAUGCAUUGGAGAACUCACCCAAGUGAUAAGCCCCACAAAAGUAAUGGAUGUAGAAAAAGAAUUAACAAGCCAUCCUUCAGAAUGAAUCAGAGUACUCACACAGGGAAAACACCUUAUGAAUGUAAAGAAUGUGGAAAAGCUUUUAAGCAAAAGCCAAAACUCAGCAGGCAUCAGAGAAUUCACACAGGUGAGAGACCAUAUGAAUGUAAAGAAUGUGGAAAAGCUUUUAAACAAAAGUCAACCCUCAAUAUGCAUCAGAGAAUUCACACAGGUGAGAAACCAUAUGAAUGUAAAGAAUGUGGAAAAGCUUUUAACCGAAAGUCAACCCUCAGCAAGCAUCAGAGAAUUCACACAGGUGAGAAACCAUAUGAAUGUAAAGAGUGUGGAAAAGCAUUUUAUGAAAAGUCACACCUCAGCAUGCAUCAGAGAAUUCACACAGGUGAGACACCAUAUGAAUGUAAAGAAUGUGGAAAAGCUUUUAAACAAAAGUCACACCUCAGCAUGCAUCAGAUAAUUCACACAGGUGAGAGACCAUAUGAAUGUAAAGAAUGUGGAAAAGCUUUUAACCAAAAGUCAAUCCUCAGCAUGCAUCAGAGAAUUCACACAGGUGAGAAACCAUAUGAAUGUAAAGAAUGUGGAAAAGCUUUUAAUCGAAAGUCAGAGCUCAGCAUGCACCAGAGCGUUCAUCCAAGUGAGAAACCAUAUAAAUGUAAAGAAUGUGGAAAAGAUUUAAAGUUAAAGUCACACCUCAGCAUGCAUCAGAGAAUUCACAGAGGUGAGAAACCAUAUGAAUGUAAAGAAUGUGGAAAAGCUUUUAAACAAAAGUCACACCUCAGCAGGCAUCAGAUAAUUCACACAGGUGAGAGACCAUAUCAAUGUGAAGAAUGUGGAAAAGCUUUUACCCAAAAGUCAGCCCUCAGCAUGCAUCAGAGAAUUCACACAGGUGAGAAACCAUAUGAAUGUAAAGAAUGUGGAAAAGCUUUUAACCAAAAGUCACACCUCAGCAUGCAUCAGAUACCCCACACAGGUGAGAGACCAUAUCAAUGUAAAGAAUGUUGAAAAGCUUUUAACCAAAAGUCAAUCCUCAGCAUGCAUCAGAGAAUUCACACAGGUGAGAAACCAUAUGAAUGUAAAGAAUGUGGGAAAGCUUUUUAUGAAAAGUCACACCUCAGCAUGCAUCAGAUAAUUCACACAGGUGAGAAACCAUAUGAAUGUAAAGAAUGUGGGAAAGCUUUUUAUGAAAAGUCACACCUCAGCAUGCAUCAGAUAAUUCACACAGGUGAGAAACCAUAUGAAUGUAAAGAAUGUGGAAAAGAUUUUAAUGAAAAGUCAUGCCUCAGCAAUCAUAAGAGAAUUCACAGAGGUGAGAAACCAUAUGGACGUAAAGAAUGUGGAAAAGCUUUUAAUUGAAAGUCAGAGGUCAGCAUGCACCAGAGCAUUCAUCCAGGUGAGAAACCAUAUGAAUGUAAAGAAUGUGGAAAAGCUUUUAAUGAAAAGUCACACCUCAGCAUGCAUCAGAUAAUUCACACAGGUGAGAAACCAUAUGGAUGUAACGAAUGUGGAAAAGCUUUUAAACAAAAGUCACACCUCAGCAUGCAUCAGAGAAUUUACACAGGUGAGAGACCAUAUGAAUGUAAAGAAUGUGGAAAAGCUUUUAACCAAGAGUCAAUCCUCAACAUGCUUCAGAGAAUUCACACAGGUGAGAAACCAUAUGAAUGUAAAGAAUGUGGUAAAGAUUUUAACCGAAAGUCACACCGCAGCAGGCAUCAGAAUCACAGAGCUGAGAAGCCACAGUAAUGUAAAGAAUGUGGAAAAGCUUUUAACCAAAAGUCAACCCUCAGCAUGCAUCAGGGAAUUCAUACAGGUGAGAAGCCACGUGAAUGUAAUGAAUGUGGAAAAAGGUUUUUUUUUACAAUGUCACAGUUGAGAAGACAUCAGGAUACUCACACAAGAAAAAACCCUUAUGAAUGCAAUAUGACAGGCCCUGUACUGAAAUUCCCCCUAACAGAUAAAAAAUAAUUCACAGAAAGGAAAAUCUCAGUGAAUGUAAUAUAUAUAGGAAAAGAUUUUUCCAGGAGUCAUACUGCAAGACAUCAGAGAACUUGUAUCUGGAAGAAGACCUGUAAAUAUACAGUUGUCCUCAGGCAUUGAAGAAUAUCUUGAGGAUCCCCUAUUGAUAUAAAAAUUUGCUGAUGCUCAAGUCCCUUCUAUAAAUGUUGUAGUGUUUGUGUAUUACCAAUUCACUUCCUGCUGUGUAUUUUUCAUCUUGUGUAGAUUACUUAUAAUACUGAAAAAAUGUGAAUACUAUGUAAAUUGUUAUACUGUGUUGUUUUUCAGUUGUAGAAUAGUUUCAUUUACUGUUUUUAUUUACUUUUGAGGAUUUUUGAUAAGUAGUUUCUUGAAUCACCAGGUCUGUAACCCUCAGAUGUGGAAGGAGGACUGUAAUGAGGGUGAAAACAUCUUUUCUCCAAAGUCUCAAGGCUGACUAUGGUUAGAGCAUUUUUGCUUAUAACAUUGGUGCUCUUUACACAAAUGAUCUCCAUACCAGCCAUGCACCAUAAAAUAAAUAAAUAAAAAUGAAAAGGAAUCACAUCGUAGCAGGCAUUAGAGGAUUUAAAGAGGGGAGAAAUUCUAUAUGGGUUAAACUGACUGUGUGUUUUUAAAAAUAAAACCACUCUUUUCUCUAGUUUGCAUAGCCUACAAUCUGAGCAUUCCACAAUUGGGUGGAUGACCAUGUAAUUUAACUCUGUUCAGGGGAAUAUAGAUAUAAGUGGUGAACAUUACUUCCAGUUCAGACAACAAAAUAAAAAAAUUCCAUUCAGUUCCUGGUUUCUCAUAUUAUUUGCAACUGAAUAAAGAUGACUCUUGGGUGCACAUGGGGGCCACAGGUGAAAGAAAUCCAUCCUAAUUUAAAAUAGAAGAAAUUGAAGAAACCAGAGAUAUUCUCGCCACUACCCCAAAACCUCUGUUUACACAUUAUAUAAGAAAUUAUUUCCUGUUAAGCCAUUUUAUGUGUGCCCUGUUUACAUUACAACACAAGAGGUGCCCUCCAGCUAAAUGAUUUUAUAGACUUUCUGAGAGGAUUUUCCAGUCCUUGUAUAUGGGAAGAGAAUCCUGCAUUGUCACCAUUUAUACCCAAGUCAGUUUGUGGGAAAACCUAAUUAUGGGGAGAAAGAAUGCAAUAGAUGUGACACUUCUUAUUGGGACAGUUUAUUGAACAGUGAAAAUAAAGUUAAAUAUCUUUCUAAAUCUCUAUAAUGUGUCAAAGCUUUCAAGAAAACUUUCAACACUUUAUGUCAGAAUUUGAAAUGAAGAGAAAACUAUAAUAAAUAUAAGUUUUCAAAUAUGAUAAA